UAAAAGGAUUAUAAUCAAAUACGACCAUAUAUCAAUUGAUAUACAUGCAGUGUGUUUUGGAAUGAUUUUCUAAAAAUCGAAGAUGAUCGAUGUUAGUGCGCAUCUGAAUAUCUUCUUCUCUUUUGCAGGGUAUCAGUAAUCGCGCUUUUUUUUGUUUACUUCUGCUGUUGCCAAUGUAAUCUCUACCGUCAUAAAACAUAGCAAUGAACUCUGUGGUGUCGUAAAAGAUGAUUAGCUGCAUUUGAAACGCAACAAAAAUAUUAACAAUGCUGAAAUUUAUGGAGAAGAACAUGUUUCCUCAUAACUCAAGAAUCUUUUGGAAUAUACAUGUGUGCUAUGUGUUUAAAUGUGCCUUCCUGGCGGUUCUUUUGAAAGACUGCAUCAUCAGCGAUGCAACAAGGACACAAGAAGGAGAAGACGGAGGAGGAGGAGGGGGUGAAGGGUUCAGGAAUGGGGCGCCAGCACCACCCUUCCCUCGGGACUCGAACCCUGUACCCCAACAACCAGGGGCUUGCGCCCAAACCGCUCAGCCAUCACCGCAGUUUCUACCAGGCUGGCUUCCCGUUAAUAAUAUUCAUGUGGGCGGGGCUUCUCAGUCGAAUUGCACAGCGUUGGAAGAACUGGUUGCCAAGGUAACGCGUCAAAAUGAGCUGUCGCAAAGGAUUUUAUCUGAGAUUGAAAAUAUCCCCAAAUCUCAAAGAGAUUUUGAUGUUGGAGGCACCACCUCCAACAAACUCUGGAGGUAA
Molecule: messenger RNA, 746 nt
Organism: Lytechinus variegatus (green sea urchin)
Lineage: Eukaryota; Metazoa; Echinodermata; Echinoidea; Temnopleuroida; Toxopneustidae
Exons: 3
Coding region: 267-746 (159 amino acids)
Source: RefSeq, a predicted model, not a curated record